UUGGGUCCUUGGUCAACGUGGGAGACGCGAAAAUGUGAAGUUGUUUUGGGUCGUGUCUGGAAUUAGUUUCACCGGGACAUGGUGGUCAGUGUGUUUAAUAUAAAACACAGUCUGUGAGGGGGUCGGAGUCAGUCUUACCAUGAUGCCAGGAGACAGUCAGUCCAGGACGGUAGCCAUUGCCGCGGACGCGACGGUUGGAGACUGUCAGAAGUGCUCUGUUUUGCACCAGAGCCUGAACGAAUAUGUGUCGUCAUUUCUGGCGCUGAAACAGAAGAUAACGGUUUCUGGUGACUCAAUCAGGCUUCAACAGCAGCUGGAAGAGCUCCAAUUCAGACUGGUUACUCUGGAGAAAAAGACAGCCGAUUAUGAAUCUGUGCAAGCUGAACUGGAAGAAAAGAAGGGUGCUUUGAAAGCCUAUGGACAGAUGUCUGAAGAGAUGGAGAAACUGAAGCAAGAAAACAGCAAGACACUGUCAGAGAAUAAGAAGCUUGAAGACCAGCUGAAGGAUGUGAAAGAACUUACGGAAACACAAACACUUGAAAAUGCACAGCUGAAGAGGGAAAAGACAGUGGUAGAAAAUAAUCUGCUGGAAACACAGACAUCGUUGAAGAAAUCUCAGGCACAAGCAGAUCAAGUCGAAAAAUUGAUAGAGGAGAACAACGCCAAGACAACAAGCAUAAAGGAUAACCUUGAAAAUAAAGUGAGACUUCUCGAAGAUGAAGUUUGCAAACAAAAUCAUCAAAUAUCCCAACUGACCAAAGAGAAGAUCCUGCUAGACAGAAAUAUUCAUGAUCUCCAGAUGAGAUUGAUGAAACUGGAAAGAGAAAGGAAUAAAGAAUAUAGGAGCACAUCAACUCAAGCUAGUGUACCGGAGGAGCCUAAAGUUGACAAAGAAAAGGUCCGGAUGCUGCUAGAAAAUUUGUGGUCAUGUGUAGAACUCCCGCAGCAGCACACUGCAAAUCUGUUGCACUUACCUGAGUCAAGUUCCAAGCAAGUUCUGACCUCCUCACCACAAAACAGACUGCACUCUCAUCCGAGUGACACACCUCUUGUUUCCCGCAAGAUCCAUGGAUCCCACAGUUACCCCAUGCAGACAAAAGCCACUUACACACAAUUAAAACUUUCUCCUAUUCGGCGGAAAGCCAUCAAGUAUCAAGAACGUUUGCAGUCAGCAAGUGCCAAGGAGGGAACUCCCAAAAAGAGCAAGCGAUUGUCCAAGGAACACAAAACUGAAGAGUCAUCUACGGACUUGGGCAGCUCUGAAGUACCUGUUGAGGAGAUAAUGGCAUUGUUCAAACCAAUGCCUCCCUGUAUAUCACCACUGCCAGCUUUGGACACAUCGAUGGAAUCUAUGGAGACAGAUGAUGGAGAAAAGGAAAACCAUCCCAAGUCCUCGGCUGACUCGGUUCCUCUUCAGCAAGAGUCCUUACUCAUCACAACAUCAGUGUCAAGCCACUGUCCAAAACCUUCUGUAGUACCAACAGAGGAGACUGUGGACUUGCCUGUGGUCACAACACAGGAAGUGGAACACAUUUCCAACAAAACAAACUCCAAAGACUUGGAACAUAGUGAGUUGAGUAGCAUUACUGAAAUGAAGGACCAAAACUCUACAGAUGGUGAAGAAAUGCAUCUUGACAAAGACAUCGAGCAGGAGCCAACUGUACAUUCAUUAUCAUCAUCUUUUUCUUCCGCAUCAGACAUAACCAUUUUGGUUGAGGUUGUGUCAUUAACUGCUGAAAGUCAAGAGCCAUCCUGCAGCGUUAACCCCAACAGCAUCUGUGAUACUGGAAUUGCUUCAGGAAUGGCGAAGGAAAAUCACUCAGAGACUGUUACAAAGAUCGACGUGGACACAAGCCCUUGUGAUACUGGUGACAAUACAGUUACUCCUGAUGGUGGAGAGUCACCCAGAAGAAGUGAUACAGCUGUAAACUCUGAGGAAGCAGGAGAUAUGGAGAUAGUUCCUUCCUCUGCUACUUCCUCAACAUUUGUUGACUCUGUGAGAAACACUGAUAUUACAAAUACAGAAAAUGGUUCAGAAGUGAGAAAAAGUCAAGAUGCCGCAGUCUUUGAGCCCCUGGAGAAUCAGGGGUGCCUUGGCGAGGACACAGACAUGCCAGAAGAGAGUCCCUGUUUGACAAACAGCAGUAACAGCAUAAGCUGUGUCUCAAAUGAAAAUGUUGAAGAGAGGCCUGAAAAUGAUGCAUCUAUAAAAGGUCUUGGGGAGGAAAAUGUAAAUGAAGCACAAAGAACUGAAGGAAUUGAUGUAACGCCCUCUCCGUCAAAGGAUGCUGACAGAACUCCUUCUUCACUGUUGAAGAUGGAAGAUGACGAGUUCCAUGCUGACCGGGAAUCUGGUCAAGAAAAUGUUGUAACUCCUUCAAAAAAGGAUUCUGACAUAGAGCCACUGAGCAGUGAAAUAUUACCAGACUGUGGGCCUUCCCCCUCUGACUCCCAAGAGACACAGACUGUUAACUGUGAGUCAUCGAAAGAAAAUACACAUUCUCUCUGCAGGACGUUGAGUCCUUCGGAAACUCACCCAAAUCCAGAAAAAUGUAAUGUCAGUGAUAGCAGUGAACUCAUUUCAACAAACGAAAUACCUCUACUGCCUGUACCCAAUCUGGGGCAAGAAGGUGUCACUGAAAAGGCUCCUGUCCAGGACUUGCCUGAUAAAAGCACAGAUGCAAGUAACCAUAAAUUGAGCAAAUGUAUGUUGGGCACUGCUAGUCCUACUACCUCAUCAAAGAAGACUGCUGUUGCCACAAAUGGACAUAAGUGUACAAACGUGCUUGAAAAAGAGAGCCCACAUAUGGUCAGAGAGGAGGAACCUAGCCUAGAGGCAGGUUUAACAACAGCUCAACCACCAGAAUCCUUAGGCCAAGUUCGCUCUGAAAUGGGCCCUCCACUUCCUAGUCUCCUAACCCCUCUGAGCACGCCUACAAAGGUGGGCAAAUCUAUCAAUCCAAGGCAGGCUAUUGAGAGGCUGUCAUUUCCCUCUCCCAUGGAUCGAUUGGCUUCGCCUACCACUCCCGUCCAGGCCCAGUUGAUGCCCAACGGUCACCGGCUGAGUUCGUCAUCUCUGAACAGCCCUCUCCCUCCAAACGGAGUCCCCUCAUCACCACUUCAGUUCGGCUGUGCCACUCCGAAGCACGCUGUGCCGGUCCCAGGUCGCCUCCCCUUGUCAGCAAUGAAUUCUUCCCCGUCGUCUUCCUCCAGUCCAUCUCAGGAAAACUCCAUGAGGAUUCUGGACACCAUGUACCCAGAGCUCUCUGCCCACGCCCGGACUCUGAGCAUCCUCAGGGGGAAUGUCAGCCUCAGCAUUUACUCAUCAGAGAGUGGAACAUUACCCACAACGGCAGUCAGUCAGAUGUCUGGCUUCAAAACUAUUAAUUCCACUUCAACGGCCUUCACCAAGACAGAGAUGAGAGGAGAAAAAAGACAGUCAAUCAGUCUGCCUCAGCCUAGAAACCGCAAAUGCCUCAGGCUGGAUAAUGUCUCUCCUACUAUCAGUCACAAGCAUAUGCCUUCAUCUCCAUCAAACAGUGGAGAGCAGACCACCUCACCCCAGACUCUGAGGCUCAAACACCUCACAAAUGAGGCAGCCUCCCCGUCCCUGGAUGGUGGAGAACCUGCUGAUCAAAAUCUAAUAGUUACCUACUUAAAGAAAAUAGAAAACCAGUGUUUUGAUCUGUUGCCUGUGAUUCAGAGCCACCUGUAUGUUGGUAACCUGCCCCAGAAGCCCGUCUUGAGAGACGAGGAGAAGGAGGUUAUUUCUGAGAUCUUCCAAAGCCGCUUGUUUAAGGCAGAUGAUAUGAUUUUGGCCAUCCUGAACAAACUGAAAGCAGAGAAAAAAGACCUCAGUGGAAACUACAUGCAGGCCCUCUGCAGAGUCUACACGGGGGUCUGUAGACAGAAGAGAGACUGGGAGAAGGCUCACAUCCUGGCCUACAGCAUUCUCACAGAAGACUUCCCAGACUCUGCUAAGCUGAUUUUGUUCAUGGUGACAACAUGGCCCAAUGUUCUCUCUCACAGUAGUUCUCUGUGCCAGGCAAUACACGCUGUCACCAAACUGAAAGCACAAGAAAACCUCCUCAGCUGCCUUUCAGCAUUCCUUGGUUGGGAGAAGAGUCCUCCCUGUGACAUUGACAAGCUGAUCACCAGAACACUGUCCGACAUUCGGUCCGGGUUAAACCUGUCUUUCACUAAACACAGCCGGCACGGGGACGACCUGGGGGCUGAGGCUUGGGAACAUGUCUUCACACUGCACCUCCUUUGUACACACAAGAAGUGGAAGUGGACCUAUGAAAAUGUAUUGGGCAAGGAGUUGUGGCCAUUAAUGAACACUUGGGUGACACAGCCCAGAGAUCAACAAGCACCCGUCUCAGAUGUGACCGUGGCCACUGUGCUCCGACUCAUAGGACGCCUCGGUCAACUGGGAAUCAAAGAGAGGUGUGCUUCCUCUGUGGUAACUGUCGCCAACGUCAUCAACACGUUUGGUAGGCAUGGACAUACUGAAGGUGUGCCAUGGGAGGUGCAGUUAGCAGCCAUCUACUGCAUGUACGAACUGUCUCCCUGUAAUCCCAAACAAGCCCUGGAUGCCCUGGCAGGAUGGAGAGGAGAAACUUCUCAGGGCGUCCCUCCCGCUGUUACCAGCUGCAUUAACCAGUUAGCCUCUGUCUGCAGACAGGUCAAGAGCUGAUAGAGACGCACAUGUUGUACAAAUCCACAAUGACAUAUGCAUGUCGCUCUGCACCUAUUUUAAAGAUUCAGGGUGUCUGGAAGUCCACUAUAAACUUUGCUUAGUUUUUAUGUGGACUUCUACUUUAAAAUACACGUCUAAUUUAGUUGCUAAUGUUUCCUUUUUAUGUUCGAGACACGGUUUUUAACUGUAACACCCUGUCAUAAAUGUACUGGCAUAACUCCCUGCUUUUUUUUGUUGCUAUCCUCAGGUAAUGCUAUACAUGUACAUGUGUGUUCUGCUGGUGCUGCUGUAAGUGUUUGUAAAUAUGAGGUAUCUGUUUGUAUUGAUGAAAAUAGUUUAAAGUCUCAGAGGUUAUUUAAUUUUUUCAAAUUAAAAAAUGUAGUCAAAUGA
Molecule: messenger RNA, 5089 nt
Organism: Morone saxatilis (striped sea-bass)
Lineage: Eukaryota; Metazoa; Chordata; Actinopteri; Moronidae
Gene: ice1
Product: KIAA0947-like (H. sapiens)
Exons: 20
Coding region: 140-4696 (1518 amino acids)
Source: RefSeq, a predicted model, not a curated record